This is a messenger RNA of Gambusia affinis (western mosquitofish), 2183 nucleotides long. It is a transcript of the gene p4ha3, whose product is annotated as prolyl 4-hydroxylase, alpha polypeptide III. Gene Ontology annotation, biological process: peptidyl-proline hydroxylation to 4-hydroxy-L-proline. The record is from RefSeq and is a predicted model, not a curated record. The transcript is spliced from 12 exons. Gene Ontology annotation, molecular function: iron ion binding; L-ascorbic acid binding; protein binding. Gene Ontology annotation, cellular component: endoplasmic reticulum. The coding region runs from base 171 to 1676 and encodes 501 amino acids. Lineage: Eukaryota; Metazoa; Chordata; Actinopteri; Cyprinodontiformes; Poeciliidae.
GCCUCAACACAACUUCAAAUAGGUCUCUUCUUUGUAGACGAGUUAAUUCCGGAGACGUUCCUCAGAGAAAGGCCAGUAGCCGAUCCCAGAUCAGGACCGAGUCAUCAGAUGAGGAGCCGUGAGUAGCUCAGCUCAUACCAUGAUCCCGACGAAGUUCACUUUUCGAGGGGAUGGAGGCUCCUCCGGCUGUUUUCUGUUUCUGCUGCUUCCUCGUCGCUGCUCUCGCCUUCCAGGCCGAAGGAGAAAUGUACACGUCGCUCCAAAACGUGAGGCAAGCCAUUGACGUUGAGAGGAAAUUGAUUGAUUAUCUGAGAACGUAUAUCGACAGCGAGCAGCAGAGACUGGAGGACAUCAAGCGGUUUCAUGCCAAAGUGUCCGACCUCCACACAGAGCUCUACAAAGGCCCUGCAGCUGCAACAGCGAACCCACUGGUGGCCUUCACGCUCGUCAAGCGGCUGCAUUCAGAGUGGCUGAACGUCGUCUACAGCAAUGAAGCUCAAGAAACCGCUCAAACCCUCAGGUCCAGAUACGAGGAAGAGGAGUCUCACUUGCCCAAAGUGGAAGACCUCCGGGGGGCUGCAAAGGGGCUGAUGAGGCUCCAGGAUGUGUACUCCCUUCAAGUUUCAAGCCUGGUGGAGGGCCGCUUCCAGAGGGCCAGCGGUGGAGGUGUGAUUGACGUCUGCUCACCUGCUGUGUCUGUCUCGCUGUCUGGUGACGACUGCUUCCUGGUUGGGAAGGUGGCCUAUGAGCAGGAAGACUACUACCACUCUGUGCAGUGGUUGGAGGAGUCGGUUCGUCUCUUCAGGGGAGCUGCUGGACAGUGGAGUCCUGAGAACGAAGGGACCUUAGAGGACGCUCUGGAUCACCUGGCUUUCUCCCACUUUAAAACAGGAAAUGUCUCGUAUGCCUUGAGUUUGUCUCACGAGUUGCUGCAUCACGAUCCAACGAAUGGACGGGUGUUGCAGAAUGUUGAGAAAUAUGAGAAGCUGCUGGGUUCUGCAGGUCCAACCGGGGAGAGCAGCUUAAGAAGACCCGGCUCCUCCUUCUUAACAACACGGGACAUUUAUGAGAGACUGUGCCUGACUCAGGGCUCCCAGAAAGAUGUCCAAAUGAAACUGCUCAUGUUUUAUUUUCUGCCCUUUUAUAACAAGUUGAAGAGAUCCGUGGUGGCAGCUGGAGAGAAGCAGGAAACAGCAGAUUAUCGAAUCAGCAAGAGUGCGUGGCUGAAGGGCUCGGAGAGCUCCACUGUUGGGAGGUUGGACCGAAGGAUUUCCAUGGUAACGGGUUUGAACGUGACACACCCGUAUGGCGAGUUCCUGCAGGUGGUGAAUUAUGGGAUUGGUGGACACUAUGAGCCUCAUUUUGACCACGCCACAUCACCCUCCAGUCCUGUUUUCAAGCUGAGAACUGGGAACCGCAUGUCGACCUUCAUGAUCUACCUCAGCUCAGUGGAAGCUGGCGGCUCCACGGCCUUCAUUUAUGCCAACUUCAGUGUUCCAGUUGUGGAGAAAGCUGCCAUCUUUUGGUGGAACCUCCACAGAAAUGGUCAGGGAGACGAAGACACCCUGCAUGCUGGCUGCCCGGUGCUCAUCGGUGACAAGUGGGUGGCCAACAAAUGGAUCCACGAGUACGGCCAAGAGUUUGAGCGGCGCUGCAGCCUGAAUCCUGAGGAGUGAGAGGGAGCACAAGCCUUUACUACUGUCAGGCACGUUGGCAAGAAGAACGAGGCAGCAGCCAGAGAGAGCGUGUGUGUGUGUGUGUGUGUGUGUCUGGGUGCACAGAUGAGGGAGGGACUGGUGGGGCCAGCCUGCAUCUUUGAUUGGAGCCCAGGGCCCCAGGGAGCCUCGACACUCCUGCUGUGGAUGUGGAGGUGAAGGUGGAGCAAAAUCAGCCCACGGAGACCAACUGUUUCCAUCAGUCACUUCAUGCUGGUGGAGGAGUGUUUACAUUUCUUGCAUUUCGCAGGAAUGAUGGAAGACGCUCGUGCAGGGCACAUGCUCUGCAUUGGACAUAAAUUAUCAAAUGAAAUGUGUCCUAAAUUUGGUAAUUGUCGACAAUGUAAAGCUCAGACUGUGUAAAACAUCUCAUUCUGUCGUGCCUGACAGAAGAGAGUCGUCACUGUCACCGUUUCUGACUCACACUAAUGAAAUCUAACAAAACAAAUAAACUAUUAAAUCAGCCUC